Messenger RNA from Geodia barretti, 1382 nucleotides. NCBI's taxonomy places the organism in Eukaryota, Metazoa, Porifera, Demospongiae, Tetractinellida, Geodiidae. The record is from the annotation of a GenBank genome assembly.
ACGUACUGCAGCUGUGCUACAGAAUGAGUAGUGGCUGAGUUACAACCAGCACCGUAACGACUACGACAAUCUUUUCUUGCCGACUUCUUCCCAAGGGGAGAUUGAACUAACGGCACCAACAGACAUCCAGGUGGAAGAUGAGGUGGACAAGAGACCUGGCUUCUUUGGACAUGCAGUACUCACCAUCUCCUGGACUCACCCACAAGACUAUGUGGAGGGGUUUCACUACUACAUAGUGACAGUUACACGUAAAAGUGGGGUCACAGAUGGAGGCAAGCAAUUCACUUCUUCUCCAAUUACCUCUAAUUCACUGACAGUGAGACAGGCCCAGGCGUCUUCUUCCUGCAGUACGAUCUACUGAUUCAAGUGUGCACGCGGAUGUGGGGUGAAGAUUCUUCUGCAGAAUGUGAAGAAGUUCGAAAAACUCUAUCAAGUGUGGCACAUUUGGAGAAACCUAUGGUUACCACUGACUGUGUUACCACUGGAAUGGAUUGGACUUCGACUUCAGUUUCCAUUGGACUGUGCAAGAGUUUUAAAAAAAAUUGUGGCCUAUGGAAAUGAAAUUUUCUGCGGUUUUGUUGUGGUCGUUGAAGACAGAAUCGCCAAACGAUUCAUAUGUAAUAACGAUGUGAACAAGAUAGCUAAUCAGACAGAGUAGUCCUACAAGUGGUUUCAUUUACCACCACUGGAGCAAGACACAACAUAUGAAUUUACGGUAUCUAUUCAAUGGCUGUCAUCUGAUAGUUACAAGCAACCUUCAGUUUUCGAUGCCAAUUGCACUACGCCAGCAGUUCCACCUUCCUCAAGUCCAGUGCUGGAUUUGAGACUGUCAGAGCUGGAGUUUUCCGAGGAGACAAUGGAGGUCCAGUUCCGGGUUCAGUGGAAUCCCCCCACAACUCCGAAUGGGCAAAUCACACACUACCUUGCCUGUCUAGGGGGCCGCAAAAUCCCCAAUUUUGAACAGGGACCGGGUGACGUGAAGGACGGAAAUGAUACAACUUGCCAGAAUAUAGACAAAGAGAAGAGAUCCUUUGCCUGGACGACUAGGCUUCCUCGUCCAGACUACAUCUAUUUUCAGAUGAGAGCCCACACCAAGCUGGGAGGAGCUGGAAGCUGGAGCGAGGCCGUUGUAAUCUCCAACAAAGCCAUUUCCAAGACUAUCAUCUGCAGCACUCCGUCGCCCUUCGAGGCCCAGAGGGAGAGUCCGGAGUCUUCAGCGACGUAUGUCCCAGUGUUGGGUGCACUGGGAGCAGUGAUUGGUCUAACUCUGCUGGCUCUGCUCGUGGCUCUGACUGUGGUGUGUGGCAGGAUCCAUAACUAUACACAAAGUAUAUGUAAUCAUAACAGUAUAGCUCGCUAUAUAGUAGCUACAUAGCUACAUG